This is a messenger RNA of Cheilinus undulatus (humphead wrasse), 2446 nucleotides long. RefSeq names its product L-amino-acid oxidase-like. The transcript is spliced from 7 exons. Gene Ontology annotation, molecular function: L-amino-acid oxidase activity; polyamine oxidase activity. Gene Ontology annotation, biological process: amino acid catabolic process. The record is from RefSeq and is a predicted model, not a curated record. The coding region runs from base 30 to 1592 and encodes 520 amino acids. NCBI's taxonomy places the organism in Eukaryota, Metazoa, Chordata, Actinopteri, Labriformes, Labridae.
AGGCAACAAGGCCAAGCCUUUGAACAGGGAUGGCUCUGACAUGGAAAUCAGUUGCUGUUGGUCUGCUUCUGCUCGGGUUGUUCUGCCCUUCCUCUGCAACUGUCCCGCCACUGCAAACUCUGGCUGACUGUUUAGAGGACAACGACUAUGAUAAGUUGCUAGACACUGUGAAAACUGGCCUCCCACACGUCAACACAUCCAAUCAUGUUGUAAUCGUUGGAGCGGGGGUGGCGGGACUGACGGCUGCCAAGCUACUGCAAGACGCAGGACACAAGGUCACUAUUUUAGAGGCCAGUGGUCGAGUUGGAGGACGGGUGGAGACCUACAGGAAUGAAGAAGAGGGCUGGUACGCUGAGUUGGGGGCCAUGAGGAUCCCAGAGCUCCACCAGAUUGUCCUCUGGUUUGCCAACGAACUUGGGAUCAAGCUGAAUGAAUUCAUCAUGGAUGACAACAACACCUUUUACCUGAUCCACGGGCUGAGAAAGAGGACUUAUGAAGUGAAAGAAGACCCGGACAUCCUGAAGUACGACGUGACAGAAAGUGAGAGGGGAAAGUCAGCCAGUAAGCUGCUACAGGACGCCCUAAAGAAUGUCAGAGAUGAAGUGAGGGAAAGUGGCUGCAUAGCUGCCCUUCACACAUACAGUCGCUUCUCUGUACAGGAGUAUCUGAUAGAGGAAGGCAAUUUGAGUACAGGAGCACUGGAGAUGAUUGGGGACUUGCUCAACGAACAGGGCCUCAUGUAUCUGGCACUGAGUGAGAUGAUACACGACCAGACUGAUCUCAACGACAACGUAACGUACUAUGAAGUCACCGGAGGGACAGAUCUCUUGACCACAGCCCUCCGCGAUGUCCUCCAUGUCCCCAUCCACCUUAACUCCGCAGUCAAACGAAUCAGCCAGUCAGAAGAAGGAGUAGUUGUAUCCUAUCAGUCAGGUGACCAGUCGUCUCUGACAGAUCUAUCUGCUGACACUGUCCUGGUAACUACAGCAGCUAAAGCAGCCCUUUAUAUGGACUUUCAACCACCACUCUCUGAAAAUAAGAUGUAUGCCCUGAGGGGGGUCCACUAUGACAGCUCCACUAAAAUCCUCCUCACAUUCAGUAAGAAGUUCUGGGAGGAGGACGGCAUCAGAGGAGGGAAGAGCAUCACAGAUGGACCAUCCCGUUUCAUCUACUAUCCCAGCCACAGCUUCCCCAACAACGAGAACAUCGGGGUCCUGCUGGCGUCCUACACUGGGUCUGAUGACUCCCUCCUCUUCUUGGGUGCAAGUGAUGAAGAACUGAAAGAUCUAGCUCUGAGAGAUUUGGAGAAGAUCCACGGUAGUCAUGUCAGGUCUCUGUGCACAGGGGUGCUUGUAAAGAAGUGGAGUGCAGACCCUUACAGUUAUGGUUCCUAUGCUCUUUUUGCACCCUACCAGCAUGUAGAGUAUGCAAAGGAGCUCUUCAGAAGUGAAGGCAGGAUUUACUUUGCUGGAGAACACACGGCUUUCCCACAUGGUUGGAUGGAGACAGCCAUGAAAUCUGCCAUAAGAGCUGCCACCAACAUUAACAAACGGGUGCAGGAAGAAUCUUUAGAACAUCAACAAACAAACUAGUUUUAAGGGUUGAGAGGGUUUUUCUUGGUGGAUGCCAAGAGAAAGAUUAUUGUGGUUCCUAUAACCAAGAAAAACUAACAGAGAUUGGUAGAUAAAGGUGUAAGAAUGAUUGACGUUACUAUGUUUUUAUUCAUUUUAGACGUAACGUUAUUAGUAAUAGUAGUAAUCGGAUUCAUGUUAUUAUUAUUAUUGUUAGUUUACUUUGUUUGCUUCUCUAUUUUCCAUAUAGUUUUCCCAUUUUGCCCACAAUAUUUUACCCUUUCUUGAAUUCCCUCUAAUUUUAUAUGUUAAGUUCUCCAUUUCUUUAAUUUGUUCCAUCAGUUCUCUCCAUUUAGCUACCCCUGGACUGACUUUCUGAAGCCAGUUUUUAGUUAUAAGUUUAAGUGCAGAUACUCUCAUUAUUCUGAGGUGUUUAUCAUCAGAAUUCAUUGUCCCAUCAGGUAAUCUGCCUAAAAGAAUAAACUCACGGUUAAGUAUUGAGUCAAUUUUUAAAAUAUUCCUAAUUUCAUUACAAAUAAGUGUUCAGUAUAUUGUCAGGCCAUUCAGUCUGAGGUAUUGUAAAAAUCAAGUUCAUCUUGCCAUCUUGUUUUUUCUCUCAAAUGCUCUUUGUUAUUAUCACCAUCUAGGAUACCACAUAAGAAUGAGAUAUGAUGUUUGAAGUUCCAGCUAUUAUAAUUUUUAACCAAAAACUGUGUUAAGGCAUGUAGAUCUGUGAGCUUUUUUUCUUUAUAUCAAUAUUCUCUAUGUAGCUUCUUGUAGCUAUCUAAAGAAGUGAGAGUGUGGCAGGUCAUAUUCCUUCUGUAACAUUUUAAAUUGCACAAUAACUUUUUUAUCUAUAACUUGUCCAAAAAUCA